This is a messenger RNA of Engraulis encrasicolus (European anchovy), 517 nucleotides long. RefSeq names its product enhancer of rudimentary homolog. NCBI's taxonomy places the organism in Eukaryota, Metazoa, Chordata, Actinopteri, Clupeiformes, Engraulidae. The transcript is spliced from 4 exons. The record is from RefSeq and is a predicted model, not a curated record. The coding region runs from base 117 to 431 and encodes 104 amino acids.
GAGCAAUAGGAUUGCAAUUGCAAAGUGGGGCAAACAAGAGAGCCAGUCUCACAGUCGCUUCACGAUUUCCAUGGUCAUCAACACAUUUUUGUAGGAGGACAACACCAUCAUUCACAAUGUCACACACCAUUCUGUUGGUUCAGCCCACCAAGAGGCCCGAGGGAAGGACAUACGCGGACUAUGAGUCUGUCAACGAGUGCAUGGAAGGUGUCUGCAAAAUGUACGAGGAGCAUCUCAAGAGGAUGAACCCCAACAGUCCAUUGAUUACAUACGACAUCAGUCAACUAUUCGAUUUCAUAGAUGACUUGGCUGACCUCAGCUGCUUGGUGUACCGUGCCGACACACAGACGUACCAGCCGUAUAAUAAAGACUGGAUAAAGGAAAAGAUCUACGUGCUGCUGCGUAGACAGGCUCAGCAGGCUGGCAAGUGAAGCAAGCCCAGGAAGCUCCAGAGACCCACGACAGCCAUCAGGAGAAAUGACGAGACGUCACCCGCGGGGAGGAGCAGGAGCUGGGC